Molecule: messenger RNA, 314 nt
Organism: Neurospora tetrasperma FGSC 2508
Lineage: Eukaryota; Fungi; Ascomycota; Sordariomycetes; Sordariales; Sordariaceae
Exons: 2
Coding region: 66-314 (82 amino acids)
Source: RefSeq, a predicted model, not a curated record
CAGGCCCAUGGGCAGGCGGAACUUGUGGCAGCCGAGCAGACGAAGAGAUAGUCGGAUGGAAAACCAUGACAAGAUGCCAAACCUCGUGGGCUUCGAACAUGACUGUGACCAUUAACGACCUGUUGACGGUUAAAAUGGUGGGGUGGUGUUCGAUUCGAGUGCUCGAUUGCCAGGCAGAACAUCGAUUCCUGAAUCCGGCGAUGCACCUGGCGAUCGAUGACCAUCCAGUCCCGGUCACGGGGAAUUCCCGCGAUGCCGCUUCGCCCGUGCAGGCUGCGGAAUUUCAGGCCACUUUGGGGAAAAGAGGUGGAUAG